Molecule: messenger RNA, 501 nt
Organism: Staurois parvus
Lineage: Eukaryota; Metazoa; Chordata; Amphibia; Anura; Ranidae
Source: the annotation of a GenBank genome assembly
UCCACGGAAGUGGGAGCAGUCUCUUGGUCAUUCCCUGUACUGUCUGCAGUCGCUGGUCAUCUCAUGUACUGUCCGCAGUCGCUGGUCAUCUCAUGUACUGUCUGCAGUCUCUGGUCAUCCCCUGCACUGUCCGCAGUCUCUGGUCAUCCCCUGCACUGUCCGCAGUCUCUGGUCAUCCCCUGCACUGUCCGCAGUCUCUGGUCAUCCCCUGCACUGUCCGUAGUCUCUGGCCAUCUCCUGCACUGUCCGCAGUCUCUGGUCAUCCCCUAUACUGUCCAUAUUCUCUGGUCAUCCCCUAUACUGUCCGCAGUCUCUGGUCAUCCCCUGUACUGUCCGCAGUCUCUGGUCAUCCCCUGUACUGUCCGCAGUCUCUGGUCAUCCCCUGUACUGUGUCCGCAGUCUCUGGUCAACCCCUGUAUGUCCGCAGUCUCUGGUCAUCUCCUGUACUGUCCGCAGUCUCUGGUCAUCUCCUGUACUGUCCGCAGUCUCUGGCCAUCUCCU